AUGCUAGGGAUCUUUAUUUUAAUCGCUCAUGCUGUUUUAGUUCUUUCAGAUUGCCCAAAUGAUAGUUUAGAUGUAGGUGGAAGACUUAGUUGUAAUAAGCCAAAAUACAUGACUGACAACCUUAUAUGUACAGAGGAGUGCCCAACUCGCUUUUCAGAUGAAAAUGCUUGUCCUAGCUGCUAUAAAUAUUGUGCUGGGCCUGAUCCGUCAAAUACAAUUUUAUUCACUUUAGAAUUUUCUGGCUUUCAAGAUUUUACGUUUGACAGAAUACAGGAUCCCAGCGGCACACUAUUUUUAAACCCAGGAGGAAUCCCAUUUAAUGAUCAAUCACAAAAUUCCCCAUUACCUACCUUAGAUCGUGGCUUUUAUUUUGCCCCUACAUCUGGGAUGUCCAGCAACACAAGCUUUAUCCCAGGUCUUUAUUUUAUUUUAAAUUUAUGAAUAAAAGCCCUUGAUGGUGGAGAAAUUUUAAACGUCCUAAUUGGCCCAAUUUCUUAUAUAAGAAUAUUUUCAGUCCUUGGGAAAUAUCAAUUUGAUGCUUUGAUUAAUAGCUCAGACGGAUCACAAUAUUCUGUUUCAGAGAUAAACGCCAAUUCAUAUUCUUCAUCUUGGCAUUAUGUGUCAAUUUAUUUUAGCCAGGAUAAUUGUAAUACAGCCUCAUUUAGAAUUGAUGUUGAUGGAAGUACAGAUUAUAGCACAUCAUGGACUGAUUCUGAGAUGAGUUUUCCUAGUGGAACUUAUAUUUGAAAUCUCGGAUACAUAAGUCCAAAUGAUUCGUUUAAAGGGUUUAUUUAUUGGCUUCAAACAAGGGUCGAUAAUGAAGUAAAUGGUCCAACGUCAGCUCCGACAGUUGAUUGUGCUGAUAAGCAGUACUGAGAUGGAACUAAUUGCAAUGACUGUGACAGUUCAUGCCCAAAUUGGCCAUGAUGCAUUAGAAGCGACUGCUCAAUUUGCUAUUCGCCAGAUUGUAGCUCUUGUAUAGCUUAUCCGCCACCAUAGAUUUCUAUAGCUAUCCAUUCGGCUUCAAAGCGCUCUUAUCUUAAAAAUUGGAAACCAGAAUUUCAGGCUCAAUUUAGAUUUAAAGAUAUUAACUUAAAAAUUAGCAAACAAAAAUUUACUCAGUUUAGAUUUAGCUACAUUAAUGAUGAUAUAACAUCAAUAAGAAUAGUCCAUAAUAAUCUGGAUUAAUCCAAUAAUUAUACUGGGUAUUCUUUUGCAUCUUGCUCUGCAUGCACUACAGGAAUCCCUCUAUUAUGCUGUGACCAUCUAGCAAUAGAAUGCACCCAAACUUGGACAAGCACAUUAUGCAAUUUUGGGCUACCUAAUGCAGGAGUUUGCUUGUAUGGAACUCCAUAUGGGGCAUGGGACUGUGGAGGAUAUUAUUCUUUUACAGUUUUAACAGCUGAUUUUAAUACCCCAUUUGCUGGGGCAUAUGAUUCAGAAUUGAUUACUGGUAGUAGCUCUUCAAGCUAUAAUUAUUGGAAUACUCCAGAAACGUCUGAUCCAUUACCAGCUAAAAAUAGAGGGCUUUAUUUUGAUUCGAAUCAGUUUUUGAGUGGGUCUAUAAAUUUAUCUAAUACUUGGAGCAUAGGAAUUUGGGCUUAUGUUAUUUCUGGGGCUCUAAUUAGUGAUAGCACAAAUACACUUAUUUUUAGUGCUGCAGGAACUAUUUAUUUUGACUUAUUCUCGCAAUUAAUAAAGAACACUUAUAUCAUUAUUAAUCUGAUAAAAUAUUUUAGAUUUGUCUUAAGUUAAAAUUGGAGAAAAGUUAUUAUAUUUAAUUAUAAUUUUAUUUAAAAAAAUGUUAAAGCAAUGAAAUAAAGAUAAAUUGAUUUUUAAAAAUAUUUUAAUAUAAGCUCUUUAUUUUACUAUGUUAUUUUCUAAAUAACCGAAAAAUACUUACUCCCCUCAAUAGCAAAUAAAAACAUUAAAAUCCCUUUUUUAGGUAAAAAGCCGUGAGCUAACAAAAUAUUUUUAUACACAAAUAAUAAUUAUUAUAAUGAUGUUUCUUGAUAAUUCUGUUUAAUUUUAAACUGCUUUCAUUUUAAAGCAUAAAUUUUAAAAAUUAAAUUAAUAUUUUUUUUCUAAUUUUACGAAUAAAUUUCGAAAAAAAAUUUAGCCCUCUUGUUAGCGAACAAAAUUUUUUUGUUCGUUCACAAAGGGGGAAGUUAAUUAUAUUAAUUGUGCAAAGUUAGAAACUUGAGACAGUACAACAGCAAGCUACGCUGUAUCGAAUCCUAUAACUAUAAAAACAUGAAGCUACAUUUCUUGUUCAGUUGGAUUUAUUAAUAAAUCUACGACAAUAACUCCAUAUCUAAAUAUGAUAGCUGGGACAGCAGUUACAGUUGCAAAUUACGUAUUUAGGCUUCCAGCUGGUAGGCAGCUGUAUAUAGGCAAAGGCUCUCCAAAAUUCAAUGGCUUUAUAAGCUAUUUUCAGCUAUGAGGAGACACCAUUACAGACUUUUCUACACCCUAUAAUCUUUAUGGCUUUACAGGUGGAGUGGUAUCAACCUUAUGGCCAUGUGAGUAUUCCUAUUAUUAUGAUGGAAGCAAUUGCCAGCCAUGCUUAGCCUCAGGAUCUUGCACAAUGGGCUGUACUAGAGGUGCAUCUUGCUACAUUUGUGACGAUUUUUUAUGCGCACAGUGCUCAUCUUUUUUACCAAACAGCUGCACACUAUGCAUUCCUAAUGCUUCUGAAUCUCCUUGCCAAUGCGAUUCUGGAUUUUAUCAGCCUACAAACCAAGCUCUUUGCUCUCCUUGCCAUGCAAAAUGCGCUUCUUGUGUAGGUCCUUUAGAUACUUUAUGCACUUCAUGCAAAUCUGGCUAUUUUUUACUAAUUAAUAAGGUAUAGCUCAUGAAAUUUUAUGGAUCACCUUAUUGAAAAUGUAACCGUUCUAAUAGACUUCAUAUCCUAUACAUCUUAGAGCAGACUCCUCUCUAUAUUUAGAGAGAUAUUUUGAUAUAUAAAAAAUCUCUAACAAGUUCAAUAUUUUAUAUAAUUAAUUUUUUAAAAGUAUUAAAAAAAUUCUAAUAAUUCAGCAAAAUGAAACCAAGGCAUAUUUUACAAUUAAAAAAUAGUUCUUCUCUCUUGAUGUUUGAAAAAUGGCAAUCUCGCGGUAAAAUGACUUGGUCCAAAUAAACUGGCUAGUCAAAAAACAUUUCUGACAAGUGUGGGCUAUUUUUAACUAUGCGCCAAGUGGAUGAUUCUGAUUUGGACAUGGAGUAUUUGUAACGCUUAACGUUCCAGCUUAUUUUGAGACAUAUCAAGUACUAAAAUAUCUAAUAAUAUAAAAUCAAUAAGGAACUGGACUUUUUCUUUAUUUGGUGAUAAAAGUCAGCGUUGCGAAAAUUUUUUUUAUUUUGUAUCUAAAUUUGAGAGAUCUAACUCCCCCUCUGUCAGCGAACAAAACCAACCCUCCGUGAGAGAAUAAAAAUUUUUUAUGAAAAAAUUUUUGAUUAUUAUUAUAAUAAGGAAAUCUCGAGCUAAUUCUGUUUAAUUUUAAAUGAAAUGGCUUAAAUUUUAAGGCAUAAAUUUUACAAAUUAAAUUAAGUUUUGAAAACAAAUUACUAUAGAUUUAUAUAUAAAUAUUUUAAAAAUAAUUAAUAAUAUCCUCCAUAGACAAAAUUUUUUUGUUCGCUGAUGGAGGGAGGAUAAGAAAUCAUCAUAACUAAUUAAACUUAUAUUGUAUUUCAAGAUUUUUCUUAAAUUGAAAUUCAAUUUUUAUAUUAAUCCCACCCCUAAAAAAUGGCUCGUUUAAUUACAUAUAUGGUUCACACUUGUCAAAAAAUUUAAAACUUGUCAUUUUUAAAUCCCAAGCAAUUUUUCCUACGAAAUUGCCAUUUUUCAGACAUAGAGAAUGAAAAGUCAUUUUAAUUGUAAAAAUGCCCUACUCCCCCCCUCCGUGAGUGAACAAAACCAUUAGAAAAAUCGCUAUUUUUUGCCCAAAAAACCCACCCUCCGCGAGCGAACAAAAAUUUUUUUAAUAGAAAAAUUUUUAAUGGAAAAAAAUGUUGAUAUAUAAAUGAUAAUUAGUAUAAUGAAAUCUAGAGCUAAUUCUGUUUAAUUUUAAACAAAUUGCGUUUUAAAACAUAAUUUUACAAAUUAAAUUAAUAUUUGCAUUCCAAUUUUUAUAGAAGUGAGAAUUUUUUAAAUUUCGAGAAAAAAAAAUUCUAUAAAAUUUAUAUAUAAAUUUUUUUAAAAAAAAAAAAUUAACCCCCUCCAUGAGUGAACAAAAUUUUUUUGUUCACUCACGGAGGGGGGGGAGUUAGUAUUAGCUUUCCAAGCUUUCCGAAUUAUCAGAAUUCCUCUUUUAAAAUUAUUAAAAUAAAAAAUAUAUUGAACUAGUUUAAAACGAGGGGUUUUUUAUCAUAAUCAGAAUAUUUCUCUAAAUAUUGAGGGUCUGGUCUAAGAUGUAUAAGAUAUGAAGUCUAUUAGAACGGUACAUUUUUAAUGAUGUUGAUCUAUAAAGGCUCAUGAGUUAUAUGUCUAAUAAACUGUCCAUCAGGAUUUAUAGAGGUUUCCUCAACAAAAAUUUGCAAUUUUUCAUCAAGAAUUGGGCUAAGUUUAUCCCUUUACGACCAAAUAAAGCUUGAUUCAGUCUCAGGGGUACAAGUUGGGCCUACCAGUAAUGCUUAUCCAACCUAUGAGACAGGCGAUUCAUACCCUCAGUAUCUGCAAGGAUAUUAUUUUAAAUCAUCAAGCUAUAUGUUAGCAAAUACUGUGAUAGGCCCAUAUUUUGCUAUAUCUACAUGAGUAUUUCCAAUAUCUUCAGGCCCAAUUGUAACUAAAAUAGUUUCAGGAUUACAAAUUUUUUGUCUGGAACUCAAUGGCGGAUUUCCCAAACUUACGCUUACUCUCAGUGAUUCUUCGUCACUUUCUGUUUUAUCAUCUCAAGAUAUCUUGACAAGCAGCUGGAGCUUUGUUUCAUUCACAGGAAAUAUUAACUCGAGCAGCAACACAGUGACCAUAAACUCAUAUUUUAACUCAAUAUCUACAGGGUCAAGCACGUCUUCAACACAAACUUAUUUUCAGGACCAAAACACUGGAACCCUUUAUAUCGGAAAUGCAGGCACAAGCAGUUUUGAAGGUUUUUUAUACAAUUUAAAAAUUUUUAAUUCAGCAAGUUAUUAUGUCAACGACUAUAAAACUUCAAGCUGCACUUCUCCAUGUACUCAGUGUCCUAGUGACUAUAACUGUCCUAAAACUUGCCCAUUUUUGGAGUUUUAUAAUGGAUCAGUUUGUGAAAGUUGCGCAGGAUCAUGCACGAAUGGAUGUAGAUAUAGCAGCUCUAGCGGUACAUGCACCCUUUGUAAGACUCUACAAUGUUAUGCAUGCGAUUCAUUUUCUGGGUCUUGCUCAAGCUGUAUCACAAAUGCAGAAAGUGAUGGAUCAGGAGGAUGUAAAUGUAAGGCAAAUGCGUUUUGAAAGCCAGGUUAUUGUGAAGUGUGUGAUAUGCUUUGCUCUGUCUGCAAGCAAGCCAGCUAUUUUGAAUGCAGCAGCUGUAUAACGGGAAGCCAGAUGGUAAAUGAUAUAUGUUUAAAUGACUGCCCUUAUGGAUAUGGAACUUCUUGCACAGUAGUCUCAACUGCAGUUGUUGAUUUAUUAUUUGAUAUAGUAAAUUGAAUUGUUUAGGUUUUCAGAAAUAAAAACAUUGUAUUGUCUUAUAAGAAUAUUUUUCCUGAAAUAAUUAAAUCAUUGGGAAUAGUGAUUUUCAAGGUUCUUAUGGUAUUUUUAUUUCUGGGACUUCUUCAAGCACUUAUCAGCAUUUUGUAUCCCCUGAAGCAGUUGACCCUGUACCUGCAUAUAAAAGAGGUCUUUAUUUUGAUGGGAACAUGUAUUUAGAGUCUUCAUUGCCUGUUCAACUUUCUCACAGCUUUUCUAUGGGGACAUGAGUCUGAGAUAUAACUGAUGACACUAUUAUAAGGAAAAAUCGGCUACAAAUAGUAUCAGAUGGAUCUAUGAGAGUAAAACUAAGGAAUAACAUGCAAGUAGAUUCAAUAAUUUCAUUAACACAAAGUAUCCUGCUCUCUGCUUGAAAUUACAUAUCAGUCGUAGUAGCUUACACAUCAAGCACGACUAUUUUUGAAAUUUAUGUCAAUGGAAAUUUAGUGAACUCAUUAAGCAACCCUAAUUUGAUUUUUCGAGACCAAUCAUCUACUAAUUUAAAACUAGGAAGAGGCAGCAGCUCUGGAUUUGUUGGGUUUUUAUAUUCUUUUCAGCUGUGAAAUGUAAGAAUUAGUGAUUUUGUAAGUAUCAUUAAUGGCUUCUCAUUUUGUGGGGCUGGAUUAAAAUCUUCUUGCUUAUCAACUUGCUCAUUCUCAGAAUAUCAAAAUAGUGUUUCUUGCCUAUCUUGCAGCUCAUGCACUAAAGGAUGUGUUAGAGGAAAUUCCUGUAAUAUUUGUUAUGAUAUAUUAUGCUUAGUUUGUACAGGGUUUGGAGCAGGAAAAUGCACUCAAUGCAUUUCUAGCGCUCAUUUAGUUUCUGGCUCAUGCUUUUGCAAUACUUGCUAUGGGGCUUCUAUAGAUGGACUCUCAUGUGUGCUAUGUCCAAGCGAGUGUUCUCUAUGUAGUAUUUCGAUUUAUAAUAAAUGCACUGAGUGCAUUUCAGGGUUUUUCUUGUUUGCCUCAACUGGACAAUGCUUAAGUGAGUGUCCAUCAGGGUAUAUUGAAAAUUCAAUCGCAAAUAAAUGUGAUUAUGUAUCAAAUAUAGGAAUAAGCCUGGAUUUAACAGACCAGAUUCGUCUUGAUACUGUUUCUGGGUUCAAUGUGGGUAUUAAUAAUGCUCAUACUUAUCCAAAUUUUGAUGCUAAUGAUCCAAUUCCAGCUUAUAAAAGAGGCUAUUAUUUUAAAUUCAGCAAAUAUUUAUCAUCGACUGUAAUGAUAGCUCCAUCAUUUACAGUUUCUAUAUGAACUAAACCACUCUCAGGUGGGAUAUUAGUAACCAAAUACAUCUCUAGCGAUAUUUUUAAGAUAACUGUAGACCCAUCUGGGUUUCCAGUCCUCUCAAUAGCAUUUUCCGAUUCAACUUCUACAACUUUAACAGCUUCUACAAGCAUUUUAAACAGUUGGUACUUCUUAAGCUUUACAGGCCAAGUCCAGUCUGAUGGAAAAACCAUUAUUAAUCUCUACAUCAAUGCAGUAUCUACUAGCUCUAUUACAACUACUUCUUUAACCUACUUUAAAGAUACUAUUUUAGGAUAUCUUUAUAUAGGAAACGAUGAAACUUUUGGAACUUCAGGACUUCACGGUUUUUUAGCACGAUUAAUAAUAUACAAUUCAUAUAGCAAUCAAGCUGAUGAUUAUGCCACUUCUUCAUGUGUGACUGGUUGCUCUACUUGUCCAUCAAAUCAUUUGUGCUUAAGUGAAUGUGAUUUCGAUAAAUACCCUGACAGCUGCACAGCUUGCUCUAGCUGCAUCCAAGGAUGUGUAAAUGACUUAUCAUGCAACCUUUGUAGAGAUAAAGAAUGCGAAUCAUGCACUACCUUUUCAGGAGAAUGCACAAGUUGUAUUACAAAUGCUUAUAAAUCAGCUGGUCAUUGCAUGUGUCUUGCAAAUGCAUUAUGAGUUCCCAAGUAAAAUGGUGACGUGAAUAAGUAGGGCUCCAAGAAGAUACGUCCCGAUAGAGCAGAAGACCGGCGCGAUGGGUAGCGAAAGAGCUUUUCGUGAGCAAUUAGACCUUCUCAAAAGGAAGUAUAUGAAAUAUGGUGUUUUGUUUCUCUCCUGAAUGCUUUCUGUUCCUGCCAGAUGGGUAGAUAGGUUUUGCCUACCACAUAGUCCAUCUCUGUUCGAACCAUUGGGGCAUUCUACAGACAGUGGCUCUGCACAAAGGAGCAAAUCUCUGGACAAGUGGGCUAUCCGCUUAUGGCCAGUUUAAAAAUUUAAUUUAUGAGUUCCCAACUUCCAAAGCUGUGAGCUGUGCCAUUCAAUUUGUGCAUCUUGCUCUACACUAAAAUUUAAUGGCUGCCUUGCUUGUAUAUCAGGGUACUAUCUGGUUCAAUCUUUGUGUAUGUCAUUUUGCCCUACUGGAUAUACUGUAAGUUUUAGUAAUUGUAAUGCUAAUCCUUCUUAUACCAAUUUUUUUGUAUUCAAUUUGAUGCCGCAUCAAAUAAAAGAUGUCGUUACUGAUUUAAAGUCAAAUAUACCAGUACUUACAGGCAAAGAUAAUAACUUUUAUCCUAAUUACGAUACAACUGAUCCUAUAGCAACUAUUAAUAGAGGUUAUUAUUUUACUGGCUCAUCUUAUAUGCAGCUGCCUCCUUAUGCAGGUACUACGUCACCACUAUUUACUUUUGCACCAAAAUUUACUAUAGCAGCUUGAAUAAAACCAAUAGUAGGCACUGGGGUUAUUUUUUCUACCUCCUUGGCUAUUGAAAAAUCAUUAGGAGAGAUUAGCCUCUUUAUAAAUAAAUAUAUUUUUUUAGUGAAUGUUUUUAAUAUAAUUAUAUAUAAAUGAAAUCACAGGACAAAUCGUAUUACAUUUUGACAACUUGUGUUUUAAAACAUAAAUUUUACAAAUUAAUUGAGUUUUUUGGAAUAUCUCCAAGUGGGAAUUAAGCAAGCUAACAGCGGAUCAUUUAAAAAAUCGAUAAGCCUUGAACUAAUAAGCAAGUAUCCAUCGCUUACUUUGACUCUAAAAGACUCAUCCACAAUUAUUUAUACAAGCUCUAAUCCCUCAUUAGAGGCUACCCUUUCUCAAUGAAAUUUUAUAUCAGCAAUUUCCAGGCCUAAUGUCAUUUGAUCGGGACUCUUUGCGAGUGAGAUAUUUCCUGGGAAAAUUUGGCCAAAUUUUUUUCUCGUGAGAUUUGCUUGGAAGAUUUCGACAAUAUGUCUCACUAUUAAAAAGUCUAGAGGAAAGAGUAUGGCCCAUUUCCAGCAUAAGCUCUACCCCUCAGCAAACUAUAACUUUAUCUAUAAAUGGAGCAAGCGAUCUGUCAAGCGAUUUGGCCCCAAGCUGACUGAAUGAUUUACUCUCCCCUUUAAAUUGGAACAAAAGAUAAGUAAAUUUGCAUUUUUUCGGCACUUUAACCCCCUUUGAAUUGGUUUUUUCAAUAGGAUAAUUUUAUCGAAGAAUGCAUAAUUUUUAUAAAAUUGGUUUUGAUCUAAUUAAUAGAUAAAAUCCAUAUAGAAUAAAUAAUAUUCAAAGAGUUCUCACACCGAAUCCAUUAACUUUUUUAUUUAAUUAUUCAUAAAAUUAAAUUAAAAUUCAAAAAUAUUGGCUCAAUUUAUAUUUCUUAUAACUUACACAAAAAUUUUCUAAAACAAAUCAAAGAUGAAAAUAAUAAUUUUUAUAAAAUUAGUUUUGGCCUAUUUUAAUGGAAAAAGUACAAAUAAAAUGCUAUUUAAACAAUUUCGUACUGAAUCGAUUAAUUAUUUUAAUUAUUUUAAUUAUUUUUCAUAAAAUUAAAAUUUUAAAUUUAUAAUUAUUUAAACUUUUUAAAAAUUUUAAAAUAAAUUUUAUAGAGAGGAUUUUUCCAAUUUAUAGAGGGAGGUAGAAAAUUCGUUUUUAAUAGCAAUUGGGGCAUGCUAUUCAAGCCCUACAUCUUUAAUAUCAUUUUUUAAUGGAUUUUUAUGGGAUCUAAAAAUCUACAACCAUUUAUAAUAAUGAGAACUUUGCUACCGUUUCCUAUUCACUAUGUAAAACAGAAACAUUAGCCAGUAGCAAAUUUUAUUCAUUUUAAAAGAGUGUAUAAUACACCAAUAGCAGUCAGUAGUUUAGCUUCAAGUUCUUGCAAUUGAUGCUCCCUAUGUCCUAUUGAUAAUGGCAAUGCUUGUAUUGAUCAUUGCGAUUUAGACAAAUACUUGGAUGACAGCAUCUGUGAAGCCUGUUUACCUGGAUGUUUUACAAAUGGCUGCGUAAGAAGUGAUAAAAGCUGCAACUUAUGUAAAGACGUUAUCUGCAAAGUAUGUGACGAAUAUACAAAUACAUGUAUUACAUGCAAAACAAACGCAAAUUUAGUAGGUUCAAUCUGCCAAUGCAAUUCUGGGUAUUAUUGGAACACUAUUAAUGAAGACUGCGAAUUAUGUGAUGUUUCUUGCAAAACCUGCACAUCUUCUAGCUCUUUGGACUGCUUAUCUUGUGCAGAUGGAUAUUAUAGCUCUUUAGGAGUUUGUAAAGCUGGCUGUCCUGUAGGAUAUUCUUCUUCUCCAAGUGGAUGUGUGUUGGCCAAAGAAAAUUUUUUUGACUUAGACCUUAAUACUCUGAAUGGAGUCAUUUAUGAUAAAGCAAGCUCAAUUCCAGUCAUAACUGGGUCGUCAGAGCAAUUUUAUCCAGAUUAUGAAGCUGAUGACCCUAUCCCUGCUUAUUUAAGAGGGUUUUAUUUUAAUGGGCAAUCUUCAGUUUUAAGGCUGCCUGAGUAUUUGACCUAUGCAUCUCCAAAUCUUCUAAUUGGGACUACCUUCACAAUUUCUAUAUGAAUUAAUACAGAAAUUUCCUCGUCUGCUCUGCUAUCGAAGCAUGAUAUUACUAACAAUUUUUCAGUGAUUUAUUCAAUCCUGUUAAUAGGCAGCAAGCCAGCAAUUUCAUUGAUUAUAAAUUCAUCUCCUUUCAUGUACCAGUGCCAAGGCUUGUUUAGAUUAGAUUAGAUAAUAGUGGGUAUUUAGAGUCCCCAAUUCUCACUGGCAGCAUUCUGUACGGCUCUAGCAGCCUGGCGGCACAGCGAAAAUUGUGGCUUUCACACCUGGCAACUUCAAGCCUAGGCCGAAACCUCUGGUUUCUCGGUAGUGAGGCUGCCCUAUUGGGUCAAAGACCUUCACUGGGUGCCGCCAUUUCAAACUUAGUCCCUUCGACUGCCUAGUUACUCUGCCCUGCCUCUCGUAUCGCCCCUUGUUUGGAGCCCUUUUAUCGGAUAGGCUGCCUUAUUGUCUAGCCUGCCUCCUUUUUUCUAGGUCAUUCUUGAGGAAAAAAUCAACCCUUACUCGAUCCAGGGGUACUCCACGAUAUCAGCUUGAACAGGGAUUUACCCUAUUCCAUUUCGAACACCCGCUAGCUCGGGUGCUGCAGGCAAAAGAAGUUAUGAGUAGAGGCCAAUUGAUUAGGCAAUAAACCGGCGGACUUGUGCUUAAGUCCUUCGCUGCAUGGCAUCAAAUAUCUCCGGACCAAUUCCUGACUCCAAAACCAUGCCAAAAUAUAUAUGGGCCUCCAUUACACAAGAGAAAAAGUCAGACGUCAUCGCCAUUUUAUGUAUCUGCCAAUCCUUGCUUAAUAAUUAUGAAUGAAGCCAUGUUGUAUUUACACUAGAGCCAAAUAGCGGUUAUAAUAUAAUGUCAAGCUAUAUAAAUGGGCUAUCUGAUUCCUCUGCGACUACAGGUUAUGGAGCUUUUACUGAUAUCAGUUCUCACACUACAAUUACUAUAGGAGCUCAACUUAGCUCACAAGGACUUUAUAAUUAUUAUCAAGGCUUUAUAUAUAGUAUCCAGAUGUUUAAUAUAAUAAAACCAAUAUCCAGUCUGUCUACUAAAUUGUGUAAUGAAAACUGCAAUGUUUGCCCAACAAGCCAAAUCUGCAUCCCAAACUGCAAAAUAAAUGAAUAUUGGAGUGGACCUGCUUAUAAUAAAUGCUACAAUUGUGAUAUAAAAUGCAAAAAGUCUUGCAGGGACUGACGAGGCACAUGCUCACUCUGCAGUAAUUUAUUAUGUGAAGACUGUAUUGGAUAUUCAUCAGCAGAAUGCGUGACUUGCAAAGAAAAUGCUAUAAACCCUGACUCAUGUAUCUGCGAUGAUAAUCAUGUGCUAGGAACUCCAAAUAAUACCACUUGCAUUCCUAUUGCACAAGGCGGGUUUAGAGGUCCUGAUGGUGUGUUUUAUCCCUGCCCAAAUCUCUGCACUCUUUGUGAAUCUGUUACAAAAUGCACAGCUUGCGUAGAAAACGCUAGCCUCAAAACAGAUCUCUGCUAUUGCAAUCUAGGCUACAAUGGCAUUAAAACUUGUGCAUUGGUUCCUUUUUCAGCCAAACUUGCAGUUCUCUCUGAUAAUUCCCUCUCCCUUACCUUUUCAGAAAGCCUAGCAAAAGUUCUUACAGUCUAUGAUUUUAUAGUAGUGAUUGAAAAGCAAGGAGAAAUCACAUGUAAAAUUGAGCAAGUAAAUAGUACCUUUUAUUAUAUUUCUUUGAACAUAAAAGAGAAAAUUUCUAAAGGCACCUUAGCUACAUUUACAUUUUUAGAUCUAAAAGAAGUAAAAUCAGUGUCUAAUGGCAUCUUAAAUUCAUCAGAUUUUACUGUGGUUUUGAAUUCUUAUAAUCCUGAUCCGUAUUCCUCAGAUGUUGAGGCAAUUACAUCACAAGCAACUGCAAUAACGCAAACUACAGUUGCUGCAGCUCUUGCGUUAUCAUUUAUAAGCCCAAAUCUAAGCUCUUUAUGAAGCAUUGUGAAUACAUUGCAAAUUCUUAAUCUCCUCUCUGAGCGAACAUAAAUAUUGAAAAAUCUCUAUUUUUGGCCAAAAAGCCUACCCUUAAAUUAACAAAAAAUGUUUUAUGAAAAAAUAUUUUGAUAUAUAAGUAAUAGUUAAUUCUGUUUAAUUUUAAAUAGCUCCCAUUUUAAAACAUAAUUUUUACAGAUUAAGUUAAUAUUUGUUUUUAAAUUAUUUUAGGAUUUUUUAAACUUUGAAAAAAAAAUUACUAUAAAAUCUAUAAAAUAAAUCCCUCUACAUGCGAACGUUGCUUGCCUACGGGAGGUUAGCUAUUUGACUUUAUCUGGAAUCCCUUUUUCUAACAAACUAAGAGCGUUUCUGAAUAAUUUGAACAGUUUUAACUUAUUUCCAAAUAUGUUUUCUUAUUUAAUAGAUGAGAAAGAAGGAAAUACUCCAUAUUCUCAAGCUCAGGAUUUUGGAUAUGAGACUGAUCUAAUUUUGAUAAAUCAAGGGAAUGAUUUUACAUUGAUAUUGGCUUCUAUUGUAGCUCUACCAUUAAUAUAUUAUUUUUCGAAAUGCUCUCAGAGAUGAAUUGGUAGUAAGCUUACUCAUUACUUAUUUAUUUUUAAUUAUUUUAUUUAUUUGCUGUCAAGUACUUUGAAUUUAUAUAAAUUGACUAAAUAAUCAUAUAAAAAAUUUUCUAAAGUAAUUAAAUAUAUAAGAUUUGCUUUAAAUUUAAUUAAAUUUUAUCAUAUUUAAAGGUAUUAAAUAUUUUAGAGAAAUAAUUUAAUGUUUCCUUAUAAGGAGUCAGAAAAACAUUAAAAUCAUAUCAAUUUGCAUUUUAUUUGAGAUUUUGGAUUCAAUGCUAUCUUGAAAUAGGAGCUGCAGUUAGUAUAGGAAUUAUCGAAUUAAAGUUUAUUAACGCAACACAAAUAAUCAAUUUUAUUAUCUGUGCAUCAGUUUGCAUAUUACUCAUUAUCACUCCAGGAUUAUUAGAAUACAUUAAAAUGGUGGCACGUGCCAACCUGCCCUCUUGGCGCAGCAGUCCAGACCUUAUGGCUACGGCGAACUGGGACGGACUCCGAGCCGAGAAUCAAAUGCAGGCUCCAGAGGUGUGUAUCCGGAUAGGUUUUGGCUGCUUUCCUGUGGUUGGAAAUGGAGGUGCUCAGCAAAGUCCUUUGGAUCCGAGGACCCAUGGAUUCCUCUACCGAGAAACUGGGGGUUUCGGCCAAGGCCACAGGGGAACAGCCUUUUUCCUGUAGUUGUUGAAGGAAGGCACUUCGACACCCGAUAGACUCCAAGGAGCUGAUCCUUGGAGUCGAGCUACUCCGGUCGCCCGUAGCAGGGCCGCAGAAAUCCAUAAGCCACCCACUCAAGACUGAAGCCACAAGGCAAGGAGGAGAAAGAAGGUACCGGAAGGGCACUCGCAAGAGGGAUAGACCCUCUGGGCUGGAGUCGAAAGCGGAUGAAUCUCCCGUACGGGAGGUCUUUGGUGACUGCGUCACCAAUAUGGCUAGCGCCUGAUUUUAAUAAUCUAAUCUAAAUCUACUCCAGGAUUAUUUUUUGCAUUUUCCUAUAAAAAUAAAAACCAAAUCUUAUUACAUCAAAAAACAUUUUUUGCCUCUUUUGGCUCACUAUUUUAUGAGUUUAGAACUGACCGAGAAUUUCUCACAACCCAAUAUUACUUUGUGUUUUUUGUAAGGAGGCUUAUUUAUAUAGUAAACUUAGUCUAUUUAAGAAACUACCCAGAAACAGAAGUGACCAUUAAUAUUGUGCUUUCCUUAAUGACUAUCAUGCACCUAUUACUUUAUUCUCCUUUUAAAGACCAAAUAUAUCAAUUAAGCAACUUAGUUUCUGAAAUAUUGAUAUGUAUAAUAAUGGGCUCCACAGCUGCUUAUUUAUUUAAUCUUGAGUCAAAUGUGAUAUCUAAAAUUGAAAAUUGUAUUGUGAUUAUUAUUGUCAUAAUAAUAGGGGUUCAGUUGCUUGCUUCAAUAACUAUUUUAGUUAGGACUGUAUAAUCUAGGAUAGAUUUUGAGUUGCCUUACACUGUAAAACUAUAAGCAACUUCCUGAGCUUGAUUUCCUAGACAAGUUGAUGGAGUUGACUAUGCGAUGUCUAAUAUGAGAAAUUUGUCAGCUUUCUGAGUUUAUUAGCUUGAGUUUAGUGAGCGAACUCAGGGAAUGGCUGGGUUUCUUCAUAUAAUAGCGGUCUAAAAUUGCUCUUGGGCUAUAUAUGAGUUUUUUAGAAUUAAGUUCAACACUGGAAAUAUUGACAAAGCAAAAAUACUUCCGAUUCAAAGCCAAAUUGUGCAAAAAGUAAAGAAAGCUAAUCAAAAAAUUAUUUUAUAA
Molecule: messenger RNA, 14690 nt
Organism: Blepharisma stoltei
Lineage: Eukaryota; Ciliophora; Heterotrichea; Heterotrichida; Blepharismidae
Source: the annotation of a GenBank genome assembly